UAGAAAACAAGCCCAUUGGCGUUACAGUGCGAAGUUAAAUUUGUCCGGAAUAACGAACUAUCAAUUCCAAUCUAUCCUUUCACAUACUUAGGGGGCGAAGUGUUGUGUGUUUGAGGGCUUUUCCACCUCAAUUAGACGUUAAACGAAAGAUUUAGACGUUAUCUAAGAAAUGGAAGAAUAUGCAAGAGAACCAUGCCCUUGGCGAAUAGUCGACGAUUGUGGAGGUGCCUUUACAAUGGGUGUCAUAGGUGGAGCAAUAUUUCAAAGCAUCAAAGGCUUCCGCAAUGCACCAAGUGGAUGGAGGCAACGUUUUACAGGCAGUGUUGUAGCGAUUAGGCAACGAGCACCGAUCAUCGCAGGAAAUUUUGCAGUAUGGGGCGGAAUGUUUUCCACAAUUGAUUGCACAUUAGUUCAUUUUAGAGGUGGAAAAGAAGAUCCUUAUAACUCGAUCAUCAGUGGUGCGGCAACUGGUGGAAUUUUAGCUGCGAGAAACGGCUUACCAGCGAUGGUAGGCAGUGCAAUCAUUGGAGGAGUGCUUUUGGCACUGAUAGAAGGUGUAGGAAUUUGUUUCACACGUCUCUCUGCUGAACAAUUCAAACCACCAGCAUUGGUUGAAGAUCCAUCGCAAUUUGGUCCACCACCGCAAGGCUAUCCAUCAUAAUGAUCAACUAAAUUCUUUAGCUUUAUUUCAAGUUAGAGUGAAAUGUUCGAGUAAUGAUGUUCGUCAGGGCUUUAAAUCAGAGUAUCACUUGAACGUCUUCUUUUGCCAAUGUUAAAUUUAUAUGCAACAUGGAAGUCUUAGACCUAAGAUUAAAUAUUUUGUUGUUUUUUUACUUAUUGCUGUAUUCCUUUAAAUCCUCUAAUUUGAACGCCAAACAAUAUUUUGUAAGGAUAUAUCCUGUAAAUACAUAUAUAAAAUAUGAGUAAUAAAAGUAAAUGCACAG
Messenger RNA from Solenopsis invicta (red fire ant), 944 nucleotides. Its product is annotated as mitochondrial import inner membrane translocase subunit Tim17-B. Bases 170 to 661 code for a protein of 163 amino acids. Gene Ontology annotation, cellular component: TIM23 mitochondrial import inner membrane translocase complex; mitochondrial inner membrane. Gene Ontology annotation, biological process: protein import into mitochondrial matrix. Gene Ontology annotation, molecular function: transmembrane protein transporter activity. The transcript has 2 exons. The record is from RefSeq and is a predicted model, not a curated record. Lineage: Eukaryota; Metazoa; Arthropoda; Insecta; Hymenoptera; Formicidae.